Molecule: messenger RNA, 5000 nt
Organism: Nymphalis io (European peacock)
Lineage: Eukaryota; Metazoa; Arthropoda; Insecta; Lepidoptera; Nymphalidae
Gene: trp
Product: transient receptor potential protein
Exons: 21
Coding region: 92-3604 (1170 amino acids)
Biological process (GO): calcium ion transmembrane transport; manganese ion transport; regulation of cytosolic calcium ion concentration
Cellular component (GO): cation channel complex; membrane
Molecular function (GO): protein binding; inositol 1,4,5 trisphosphate binding; store-operated calcium channel activity
Source: RefSeq, a predicted model, not a curated record
AUUGUCCCGUAGGACAAGUUCUGGUGCGGUUUCGUUCGCGAUUAUUUUUUGUGGCUUAUCAUGAAUUUGUAGUGACUAUUAAUUGUUAAAAAUGAACCGCGGUUCGAGAGAGGAACUGCUUGGCAGUUCGCACGAGGCUGUGCGGAACAGCACAGUCGACCUGCACAGUUUCCAGGAGAAACCGUUGACGAAGGAAGAGAAGUCCUUCCUCUUAAACGCGGAUAGAGGAGACUACGUUACUGUCAAGAGGUUGAUAGAAGUGUACGCGAACAAGCCGGAAAUUCUCGACAUAAACUGCGUGGAUCCCCUCAACAGAUCAGCUCUCAUCGCCGCCAUCGAGAAUGAAAACAUCGAACUUAUUAAACUCUUGCUCGGUUCUGGGAUAAAAGUGAAGGAUGCAUUACUGCAUGCUAUCAAAGAGGAGUACGUGGAGGCUGUGGAAUUGCUACUGCAGUGGGAAGAGGAACACCAUGUACCCGGCGAGCCUUAUAGCUGGGAAUCCGUAGACGCGUCAGCGGCAACAUUCACGUCGGAUAUAACCCCUCUGAUCUUAGCAGCUCACCGUAAUCACUAUGAAAUAUUGAAAUUGCUGUUGGACAGAGGCGCCACUCUACCCGUGCCCCACGACGUCAAGUGUGGAUGUGACGAAUGCGUGAAAUCAUCUCUCGAGGACUCAUUAAGACAUUCCCAAGCUCGCAUCAACGCGUACCGUGCAUUGAGUUCUCCGUCCCUCAUCGCCCUCUCGUCCGCCGACCCUCUGCUCACCGCCUUCGAACUAUCUUGGGAACUGGGCAGACUAAGCCGCAUGGAAACUGAAUUUAGAAUAGAAUAUAAGACUCUUCGUCAGCAAUGCCAAGAAUUCGCCACUUCUCUUUUGGAUCACACGAGAACAUCUCAGGAGCUUGAAAUCAUGCUGAACUACAACCCCUGGGACUUUGACAGCUGGGAACCCGGUGAAAGACAAACGCUUGGUAGACUGAAGCUGGCUAUCAAAUACAAGCAGAAAAUGUUCGUAGCACAUCCGAAUGUACAACAAUUAUUGGGAACCAUUUGGUACGAAGGCUUGCCAGGAUUCAAAAGAAAGAGCAUUGUAGGACAAUGUGUACAGGUAGCUAAACUCGGCGCUAUGUUUCCCGUAUACUGCACGAUAUACAUGUUGGCACCGGAUUCCGAAUACGGCCAGUUCAUGAAGAAACCCUUCGUCAAGUUCAUCAGUCAUAGCUCCUCGUAUAUGAUGUUUCUAAUGUUACUGUCCCUGGCUUCCCAAAGAGCUGAAUAUUUAGUUCUGGAAUGGUCUGGUAUAUCAUGGUUGCAAGAGCUGGUCGAGUUCUGGAAAACCCGCGAACGAGGCUCCCUACCUGGUCUGAUAGAAUCCACCGUCAUCCUCUUCAUAGCAAGUUUAGUCUGGGGUGAAAUAAGAUCACUCUGGGAAAACGGACUCUUGGAAUAUUUGAGUGAUUUAUGGAAUAUAGUCGACUUUAUCACGAACGUGUUUUAUAUAGCUUGGAUAAGUUUGCGUUUUUCAUCAUGGUAUAUUGUACAGCGGGAUUACCAUAGCGGCAAGGAUCCUUGGUACCCAAGAGAACGCUGGGAUUCAUUCGAUCCGAUGCUGCUCUCGGAAGGCGCCUUCGCAGCCGGCAUGAUCUUCUCCUUCCUCAAGCUGGUCCACAUCUUCUCCAUCAAUCCCUACCUUGGGCCGCUCCAAGUGUCUCUCGGCAGGAUGAUCAUUGACAUCAUCAAAUUCUUCUUCGUCUACAUGCUUGUGCUAUUUGCCUUUGCAUGCGGUCUAAACCAGCUGAUGUGGUACUACGCUGAGUUGGAGAAACAUAAGUGCUAUCACCAUUCAUCUGGUGUUCCUGACUUCGAUACUCAAGAAAGAGCUUGUACUAUAUGGAGACGAUUUGCAAACUUAUUUGAAACAUCUCAAUCACUCUUCUGGGCAUCGUUCGGCUUGGUCGACCUCACUACCUUUGAACUAACUGGCAUCAAGAGCUUCACAAGAUUCUGGGCGCUACUGACCUUCGGCUCGUACUCCGUGAUCAACAUCAUUGUGCUCCUGAACAUGCUCAUUGCUAUGAUGUCUAACUCUUAUCAGAUAAUAUCCGAAAGGUCCGAUGUCGAAUGGAAGUUCGCUCGAAGCAACCUCUGGAUGUCGUACUUCGAAGACGGCGACACGGUACCGCCUCCGUUCAAUAUCAUCCCCACACCAAAACACGUGAACGGCUGGAUACAAAAGGUUUUUCAUAAUAAAGAAAGAGGAUCUAUUAUUAAUAAAUCACGUGAGAAGGCCCGUCAACAACACGAAGCAAUAAUGCGUAUCUUGGUUAGACGAUACGUGACAGCUGAACAGCGAGCUAGAGACGAAGUGGGAGUAACAGAGGAUGACGUUAUGGAGAUCAGGCAGGACAUAUCAACGCUACGCUUCGAGUUAAUAGAUAUUUUAGCCAACAACGGAAUGAAGACACCAAGGAUCAAUAUUCAAGAUACUACAAUAUCGGGCAAGAAAGGGAAAGUGAUGGAAAGGAGGAUCCUGAAGGACUUCCAUAUUGGCAUCGUGGAAGGAAUAAUAAAGGACGUGAUAUCGAAGGAGAGUAAGCCUAAGGACGUGUUCAGUCAGAUCGCAAAAGCUAUUGUGAGACGAGGAAGUGAAAAUGACAAAAAGAAAGACUGGAACGCCCAAGUGCGCAGAAGUACGAUACGAAGGGAUCCCAUCGGUACAACUGCAGAAGCUGCAACAAAGCGCAGCAGACAAUCCCUUAGAGCUCAUAUCUUGGACAACGUGUCAGCUAGGACUAUUGAUCCUCAGAAACUCUUGCAAUUCAAUCCAAAUCUAUCUUCGGUGACACCGACCGCACGAGUCGCAUACGCCAAGUUCAUGAGAAGCAAGAUCAAGUCUGACUUUACUGAAACGGAAAGCAAACCAGAAGAUGAAGAAGGUGCUGAAGGUGGAGCAGCCGAAGCUAAGGAGUCUGGAUCUCAAGAAGCUGGACCUAAAGAAGUAAAGAAAGAUGGUCCACCUGUCCGUGGAAAAACACCAAUACCCGAAAAACCAGAAGAGGAAAAUUCAGAGGCAAAGAAAAUAAAAGUAGAGGCUGAUAUCGAAAAUAAAGGUUCUCAAGCUAAAUCCCAAGAACUAAAACAAUCGAAGGCGCCACCUAAAGAAGCGUCUAAACCUACUGAACCGUCAGCUUCUAAAUCCAAUAAGGAAACCACACCUCAGAAAAAAACCGAAUCAAAAGACCAUGUCAUUCAAAUAGAGGAACCAGAAUCACCAACCAGUAGUUUAUACAUGACUAAAGAAGAAGAUAAGAAUCUGCAGAAGCCCAUCUCCCCUACCCCAAGUGGACCGUCAGAGCAAAUUCUAUCAGCGUCUACUCUAGAAUCCGAUCAACAGAAGGAAUCAAAAACUCCAUCUGUUACAAUUACAGUUGAAGAACCGAAGAAGGAUGAAGAUCCAAAGGAACCUAAGAAGAAAGAGCCUAAGCCCAAGGAGAGUCCAGGACCGUCCAAGCUAAGUCCAUCGCCGGCUGCCCCCAAGCCAGGCAUAGUCACUGACAAAGGAAAAUCUAAAGUAACUGGUAAAAUAGUUUCAGGAUGGCUUUAGGUCAUGACAAAAUAAUCACACAAUAACGUGAUAUAUGUAUUUACAAAAUUUACUAUUUUUUAAACGUAGAAUUUUUCUAAUUUUCUUUCUCUUAUGUAACUCUUAAUAAGUAUAUUUAAAGUUAGCUAAGUGCCUUAACUACGAUUUCAUUUUGUCAUUUACAUGGUUCACUUUUAUGAAUAUCAAUCUAAUGUUUUUGCAUUAUUCAAAUCUAAUUAAACGAAACAAUAGUAUAUAAUUAUUAACAAAAAUACAAAUAUAACAUACCAUGCUAGGCUAGGAUCCGUUCAUUCGUGCAUAAACAAAACACAUAUAAUAAUAGUUUAAUGGUAUAAUUAUUGUAUAAGCAUUUAACUCAUCAAAUACUCACUAAAUUAUACUUAAUUAUAUUGUCCUCUAAACUUUAAAAAAAGGUGUAUUUAGGUCAAAAUCGGAUUAACUAAUUUCGCGCUUCAACGCUCAUUGGUCGCCUAUUACGUCGCACGCAUCUACCAAUUACGAUUGUUAUUAGUCAAAUUGACAUUAAGAGUCGAAACUCGAAUUGAAAUGAAAUAUACAUACAUCUCGAAAGACCAUGUCUAAACGCGCCAAAAAUCUUUUGAAGGGAAGUUACUAUCAAAGCGAAAUAGUGUGGCAAAUUACAUCUCAAAAUCCAGAAGUACUAAGUUCGUUCAUUACUUUUUUUUCUUUUCUUUUUGUUUCAAAAACAGAAAUCGUUUAAAUUAUUUCAUAAAAUACGUAAAAGCUUCGAUAGAUGUUCAUGAUAACAACGUCACCAUUAAUCAAAUAUUUGAAUUAUUACUUUUUGUAAGCUUAUAUUUAGCAUGUAGUAUGGCAACACAACUAUAAUUGGUAUAAUAUACAGUUACCCUAAAAUAUUUACAAGUUUAUUAUUUCAAUAAAUAAUCACUUUCUUUUUUCGGAUUUCGUCUUUUUUUUUAUUGCGGUCAUUUCCCAUUAUCCUAAUAAAACUUGCGUCACUAACAUACGUUUACGUAGUACGAGCAAAAAUGUGUAUGCGCAAGCUCACACUAACUCCCAAUUCAAAGCCCGAGGCGCGAAAGAGAAAGUCGGUUCGGCGGUGCGGGUUAGAUUUUACAAAGAAAAUUAAGUCUAUUAAAAAGUUAUAUUAUAUAGUAUAUGUAUUUUAUUUAGUUAAGUUUAUAUACAUAGUUUCAUUGGUUUGUUCAAAGUUUUCAAUUAAUACGGUGUUUUUUUUGUGAUAUUUCGAGGUCUGUUUGAGAUUUUUGUCAUCGAGUUUUUUUAGGAAUAAAGUUAUUACAAAUAUAGUACUUAGUAUAUUUGCUUUGCUAUAUAUUUUUUACGAAAUGAUUCAUUCAUGAAACUAAGCCAUUUAACGUUAUAUCGACUCUUAAUAAACUUAACGUGAGGAGGU